UACUCCGUAGUAUGGAGUAUAUAUCAUUCCAUCAUCGAGCGACGAUUACCUCAGUCAUCUGCAGGCUUUCUGUUAGCUCAAACAAAGAGCUAGCGAUGGAGUUGGAUAGUGCGCUGAGCUUCCUGAAAGAUAGAACCAUUCUUAUCACCGGCGCCACCGGCUUCUUGGCAAAAAUUUUUGUGGAGAAAAUUCUUCGAGUUCAGCCAAAUGUGAAGAAGCUGUUUCUUCUUCUGAGGGCCGAAGAUACCACUACGGCCAGACAACGUUUGAACUAUGAGGUACUGGGAAAAGAGUUGUUCACAGUCUUGAAGGAAAAGUACGGGGAAAGGUGGAAUGGUUUAGUUUCAGAACGGGUGAAGGUGGUGGCGGGAGACAUCUCUCUUGAGGAUUUGGGCAUCAAAGAUUCUAAUUUGUUGGACCUGUUAUGGCGGGAAGUCGAUGCUGUGGUUAACCUGGCCGCGACUACUAAUUUUGAUGAACGCUAUGAUGUGUCCAUGAAGAUUAAUACACUGGGCGCUAAACACGUGUUAAACUUCGCCCAAAAGUGCAAAAAUUUAAGAGUUCUUCUUCACGUAUCAACAGCUUAUGUAAGCGGUGAAAGGGAAGGGCUGAUACUGGAAAACCCACACAAAAUGGGGGAAACUUUGAACGGAUCAUGUGGACUUGACAUUAAGAGAGAGGAGAUGAUAAUAUUUGAAACUUUGGAAAUGCUCCGAGCUCAAAAUGCUUCUGAGAAAUCCAUUACUUUGGCCAUGAAAGACCUUGGCAUCAAAAGGGCAAAGGCGUAUGGGUGGCCAAACACCUACGUAUUCACAAAGGCUAUGGGUGAGAUGCUUUUAGGAAAAUCAAGAGACAAUGUGCCUCUAGUAAUUAUACGUCCAACUAUUGUAACUAGCACCUACAAGGAACCUUUCCCUGGCUGGAUUGAAGGUUUGAGAACUGUUGACAGCUUAGCAGUUGCUUAUGGAAAAGGAAAUAUAACAUGCUUCCCUGGUGACCCUGAGAUAAUUAUGGAUGUGAUCCCGAGUGAUAUGGUGGUAAAUGCCAUGAUAGUAGCCAUGGUAGCACAUGCAGAUCAACAAGGCACCGAGAGUAUAUACCAUGUGGGGUCAUCGAUGUCGAAUCCAGUGGAGUUUAAAGCGUUGCAAAAAUUUGUGUACAAUUACUUCACACACCACCCAUGGAUAAACAAGGAUGGAAAACCCAUUCUUGUUGGAGAGAUAACUGUGUUGAGCAGUGUUGAAAUCUUUGAAAGAUACAUGUUCAUUCAUUAUCUCAUCCCUUUGAAGGGUUUGGAGAUGGUGAACAAGGCAUGUUGUCAGUAUUUCCAAAGGGUAUACGAUGAGACGCACAAAAAAAUCAGGGUAAUGAUGAGGAUGGUAGAAUUGUACCGGCCCUACGCAUUCUUCAAGGGAGUAUAUGAUGAUAUGAACACAGAAAAAUUGCGGAGAGCGACAAAGGAAGAAAACAUUGAGACAGACUUGUUCUAUUUUGAUCCAAAAAUAGUCAACUGGGAAGAUUAUUUCAUCAAGACUCACUUUCCUGGAGUGAUGAAAUACGUCUUCAAGAUUCGUAAUUAGAAGUGUUAUUUCGCUACUUGCCUUAUGAACUGCUGCAGAAUGCGGGGAAAACUGUACUCCCAUAUCAUUUGUGCACUUUUUUGUACCAAUAAUAAUACCCUAAUGUGUUAAAAUUCCUCCCUUAUUUAUGUGGUUUUAUGCAAACAGCAAACAUACUUAGUACAUGAAAUGGGUUCUGUUAUUUGGUUGUCUAAGGUUUUUAAUAAAAUUAUAA
Cuscuta epithymum is the source of this 1794-nucleotide messenger RNA. The record is from the annotation of a GenBank genome assembly. NCBI's taxonomy places the organism in Eukaryota, Viridiplantae, Streptophyta, Magnoliopsida, Solanales, Convolvulaceae.